UUCACUUUCUCUUUGACACAUGACAGAGAACAUCGUAAAUACACUUCAUCUACAACUAAAUUCUUCAUCUUUGUUAAAUUGUAGAAAAUCUUGACCAAUAACCAAAGUCUACGCAGUGCAUAAGAAAAAAAGAGUAAUUCUUUAUUUAAAAAGCAAAUAUAAUAGAUAAUUUUGUGAUCUAGAUAGAAUGGGUGCAAUGCUGAUGUCAAUACUUGUUGGUUUGGUUGUGCUGAUUUUGACCUACGUUGUCAUAAGGUUGUUCACAUUUAUAAGAUGGUACAAGAAAAUAAAGAAAGUAUUGUCACAUUUUCCAGGCCCCAAACCUCACUGGCUGUUUGGUAAUGCAUUGCAGAUAGGCUGUUACCACGAUUUUGUGUGUAGAAAUCAUGAAGAGUAUGUAGAGAAACAGAAUGCUAAAGCUUACACUUUCUGGUUGUUUAUUAACCGUCCAAUUCUUCAACUUACACAUCCUGAUACCAUCAAAGUUUUAAUGAAAUCAAAUGCACCUAAAGCCAAGUCUGGGGCAGGAUAUUUAUUUGUACUACCAUGGCUUGGAGACAGUUUACUAGUGUCAGAUGGACCAAAAUGGGAAAGAAAUAGGCGUUUACUGACACCUGGUUUUCACUUCAGUGUAUUGAAUGGUUACUUCAAGGUUUAUAAUGAUGUGGCAGAUACAUUAUUGGAAAAAUUUGCCAGUUCCUGUAAAGGUGGUAAAUACAUAGAAAUUUUCCAGCUAGCCAGCCUGGCAACUCUGGAUACCUUACUGCAGUGUUCUUUGUCAUAUAAAGGGAAUGUACAACUUGUGGGUGAAAAUCAUCCUUAUGUUAAAGCUGUGAAAAGAUUGGUGACACUGGUUUUAGCUCGAGCACUGAACAUUUUUCUGUACAAUCCAAUAUUGUUCAGGUUGUCUUCUACUGGAAGAGAGUUUUACAAACUUUGUGACUUUGUUCAUCAGUUUUCUGAAGAUAUAAUUGCUAAGAGGAGAACAGAAUUGGCUAAUAAUAAAGAUACUGAGAAGAAAAAACAGUUAGAUUUUUUGGACAUUUUAUUAACGGCUACAGAUGAUAACGGCAAUGGCCUAACAGACGAGGAGAUCAGAAAUGAAGUAGACACAUUCAUGUUUGCAGGUCAUGACACAACAGCAAGUGCCCUCAGUUGGAGUAUGUACAGUUUAGGUAAACAUAAAGAUAUACAGGAUAAAGUUUAUAGAGAGGUCAGAGAGGUCGUUGGAGAUAAACAAUAUAUUGACAGUGACGAUAUUUCCAAAAUGAAAUACUUAAGCAUGUUUGUAAAAGAAGUAUUACGAUGCCAUUCCCCGGUCCCUACAGUUAGUAGAAUGUUACAGGAACCUUGUGUUGUGGAAGGGGUAGAAUUCCCAGAAGGUAGUCUUUUUGGUCUGAGUAUGUUUGAUGUUCACCAUAAUUCACACAUUUGGCCAGAGCCAUGGGAAUUUAAACCUGAAAGAUUUGAAGAAGACAAACAUCAUGAAAUGGACCCAUAUAGUUUUGUACCUUUUUCAGCUGGGCCAAGAAAUUGUAUUGGACAAGCAUUUGCCCAGCAUGAAGAAAAAGUUCUGAUCGCAAGAAUAGUUAACAGAUUUGAGAUUUCCUUAGAUCCUGAUCACAAGGUUGAACAUUUCAUGGAGGUCGUCAUGAGAGCAAAGAAUGGAAUUAUGGUCAACUUCAAAGAAAGAAGCUAAAGAGGACCCCCCUAUGAAUUUUACUAACCCUCUAUAAAUCCAUAGGGGGUCAGUAGCGAAACCAUAUAACUUGUAAUAGUGCAUUUUUCUUUUAAAAGGGCAUUACUUUUAGUCAUACAGAAGCUGUUUAAUAUUUAAGUUUGUUUUAAAUUGGAAGAUGUAUUACAAGUAGAAAGAUUUUUUUUUAUUAUGGUAGUAAUUAUUGUAAUUUUAUUUGAGAUGUUUUUUUUUAAUAAAUAUUGUAACUGCUAUGUAAAGUUAUAUCUGUAAUCAGUAUUUUGUCAUAUGAUUAUUUUGUAUUUAUCAUACAUACUAUGCCCUGUUCACACAGUAUUAUUUUAUGCCCCAUUUAUGGGCAUUAUGUUUUCUGGUCUGUGCCUCUGUCCCAUUUCAGGUUAAAGUUUUGGUUAAAGUUUUUGGUCAAGGUAGUUUUUCAUGUAGUUGAAGUCUGAUCACCUCCAAAUUAGUAAACAUGUUCCCUAUGAUAUGAUCUUUCCAAUUUUAAUGCCAAAUUAGAGAUUUUUUUCCAUUUUCAUGGUCCAUUAAACAUUGAAAAUGAUUGUCAGAUGGGGCAUCUGUGUACUAGGGAAACAUUCUUGUUUUAAAAUUGUAUGAACCCACAGGUCUAUUGUCAUAUGUAUCCCUGUAUCUGCAUGUUAGUUGAUUUGAAGUUAUUUUGUUAUAACUAAUACAUAAUUUCUAUGGUAAUUAUCCUAGAUUUUGUUG
Messenger RNA from Mytilus trossulus (common blue mussel), 2425 nucleotides. RefSeq names its product cytochrome P450 4F6-like. The transcript has 13 exons. Gene Ontology annotation, molecular function: heme binding; monooxygenase activity; iron ion binding. The record is from RefSeq and is a predicted model, not a curated record. The coding region runs from base 188 to 1699 and encodes 503 amino acids. NCBI's taxonomy places the organism in Eukaryota, Metazoa, Mollusca, Bivalvia, Mytilida, Mytilidae.